Molecule: messenger RNA, 246 nt
Organism: Leptosia nina
Lineage: Eukaryota; Metazoa; Arthropoda; Insecta; Lepidoptera; Pieridae
Source: the annotation of a GenBank genome assembly
AUGAGUUUGGAAAUUGAAUCGAUGGUGCGCCAUGUAUCUCCAAUCAACCCAGCGGUGUUUCCCCAUUUAACUCUUCUUUUGUUGAGCAUUGGGAUUUUCUUCACAGCGUGGUUCUUCGUAUACGAAGUGACGAGUACCAAAAGCUCAAGGGAUCUAUUCAAAGAGCUUCUGCUAUCACUCGUAGCAUCAUUGUUCUCGGGAUUUGGUAUUCUCUUCUUGCUGUUAUGGGUGGGCAUUUACGUCUAA